AUAUCUGCUAUACAACUGUACAAAUCCCAGGGCUUCAGGUAGAAGAUUUCAGAUUGUGCAGUGUAUCAACAUAAAAAAUGAAAAUCGGACAUACCAGGUAUAAGUACAAACUCGGUUAAUAUUGGAGGCAUUUUUAUGUGUAGUAUUUCGAACUCCACAGCGGAAAUGCCCUAAUUAUUUUCAUUUUGCCUUUUGAGUAGUUUUGACAUGACUGAAAAAAAAGAUGAGUAAGAUGACCAAAACACAGGACCAAAAUAUGUUGACUCUUGAGUCUUGACUCUUGACGUUUACUUCAUCCACAACUUCGCCACCGCGAUCUCUUGAACUCAAUGCAAUGUCACUGUGCUCAUCUGCUAGAUUCUCGAUUUUACAGAUUUUUGACAUUCAAACAUGGCGGCAUGUCGUCAGUGCUGUGCUGUGUCGUGGUGAGUUGAAAUUUUCACAAAUUUUCGCAAUAUAACACCAAAUUCACAUUAAAAUCUUGUGUAACUAAGAACUCCAAAAUUUAGCAUAGAAAAUUUGAAGUAACAAGAGUAUCCAGCGCAACCACUGGCCUUCCUGGAGACAAAAAAAAUUAUGAGCAUUACAGCACAAUACGCACCCAGCACGCAUUGAAGACAUCUGAGGAUUUUUUAUUUAAUUUUUCAUCUGUUUCAUACAAAUUUUGAGUGACUGUGGAUUGGAUUGUAUUUUUUUAUACCUUUGAAUUAUUUUUUCAUAAGCAUUGUGAACAUUGUAUAUUGUGAUUAAUUAUCAAAGUGGGUAAUUUUUUUGAUUGAUUGCAUGGUAUCGGCUGCCAUAUAAUUGACUCUCGUGAAGUAUUUGUUAUAUAAAUACCGACUCUUAACCAUUCUGUGAUAUUCACUACACUUAAGAAACGAUAAGAAGUGGGAAGAAGUAAGCAAGCAAGCAAAAAGUCAUUGUACUGAACUGAUAACCAUGUCCACGAAUCCUCAGUGGAAGACUUUCCAGCCGCCCCCUGAUACCAUCUCUCAAAACUCUAGCAUCAUGGAUUUCAAAUCUCAGACUGCUAAUGGCAAACCGUCUCAGGCAUACAACUUCAAUCGAUCGACUUCGACCUCUCGUUUCGGCGACUUUCCCAUGCUGCAAGAGAAGCCCCAACAGUACAACAACAGCCUCUACGGCUCCUCGAGCGCCACCGACACCACGCCGAGAUUCCCCAUCGGCACCUUCUCCCUCGACACGAACAACGUGUUCAACAGUAGCGGCGACGGCUCCUCCAACAACGCGGGGGGCGUUUUCUCCAACGGCAACAACAGCAACAGCAGCUACAACAACGAUUCGUCGAACUCGUCGAAUCUGGGCACCAGAGAGACUGGCAUUAUCGAGAAGCUAUUGCAUUCUUAUGGAUUCAUUCAGUGUUGUGAGCGGCAAGCUCGCCUGUUCUUUCACUUCAGUCAGUUCAGUGGCAACAUCGAGCAUCUGAAGAUUGGAGACCCCGUAGAAUUCGAAAUGACUUAUGACAGACGCACCGGCAAACCUAUAGCCAGCGCAGUUACCAAAAUUGCCCCAGAGGUAGUUAUGAGCGAAGAACGCGUCACAGGCACGGUGACCACCGAGGUGAGAUCUUCCGAGGGCUCUGCCGGCGACACGACGGGCCGAAUAAGCUACGAGAAUCGCGGCGAAUGCUUCUUUCUGCCCUACACCAAAGACGACGUCGAAGGCAACGUCACGCUCAGUUCCGGCGAUAAAGUCAGUUUCCAGAUCGCCACCAACAAUCGUGGCAACCUCGGUGCAUGCCACGUACGUCUGGAGAACCCAGCCCAUCCGGUGAAGUACCAAGGUGUCGUCUGUUCGAUGAAGGAGAGCUUCGGGUUCAUCGAGCGAGCCGAUGUCGUCAAGGAGAUAUUCUUCCACUUUUCUGAAGCCAAAACCAAAGAGGAACUGAGAUUAGGGGAUGACGUGGAAUAUAUUAUUCAGACGAGAAAUGGCAAAGAGGUGGCGUGCAACAUAACGCGCCUGUCGCCUGGCACCGUCAUCUUCGAGGACCUCAAGCCGGACAUCGUCAAGGGCCAGGUGCUCAAGCCGAUCGACCGCGGCCCCCGCAAUCCGAACGACGCCUUGCCCGGACGCGUGCGCUACCGGGCGCCCGACCACUCCGAGGUGGAGAUCUCGUUCAGCGAGAAGGACCAGAUGGGCGACUUCACGCUGCGCCACGGCGACUGGGUGCAGUUCCAGAUAGCGACGGAUCGGCGAGACGCGCUGGACAGGGCGACGCACAUCCAGCUGCUGGACGAGAGUUUUACCGUCUCAGGUGAGAAACGAGAACAAGGAGUGGUCGCCUCCAUCAAAGAGGGCUUCGGCUUCCUCAAAUGCGUGGAACGCGAGCCGAGACUCUUCUUCCACUUCAACGAGAUACUCGACGUCGAUCGGACCGACGACCUUCAAAUCGGCGACGAGUUCGAGUUCACCGUCGUCCAGGACCAAACGACGGCGACCAUAUUCUCGUCGAACAACCGGCAGAGCGCCAUCCGCAUGAAAUGGCUGCCGGCCGGCACAGUGCGCUUUGAGGUGAGGAUAGAGGAGGGGCAUACGGGCGUGGUGACCAGCGACGUGCCGCCCAGCGGCUGGAACUCGAGGAGCCCGUCGAAGGGCGGGCAGAACGGGUCGGGGGGCGGCGAGGGGGCGAGCGAAAGUGGGUCGAUCGGGUACUCGGUCGACGGGACGAAGAAGUCGAUAGCGUUCUACGCGAAGGAUUGCAAUGCGAAGCAGUUUCCACGGGCGGGGGACAAGGUCCAGUUCAACAUAAGCCAAGUGAAGAGAAACAAGGAGUUUAUAGCUACCGAAGUGGAGAUACUGCAACCGGCGCAGAACGGCAUCAAACACGGCAUCUCUAGGAGCAGCAACGGACAGGUGUACCAGGGCUUCAUAGCGGCAUUAAAAGACGGUUUCGGUUUCAUCGAAACGAUACAGCACGACAAGGAGGUUUUCUUCCAUUUUAGCAAUUUCGACGGCGACUCCGCCAAUCUGGAACUGGGCCAAGAGGUCGAAUACAAUCUGGGCACGCGCGGCAACUCCGGCUCCUGCUCUUCGGCCGAAAACGUCAAAAUCAUCCCGAAGGGCACCAUCGCCCUGCCGCCCUACAGCGGCGACAUCCUAGAGGGCGCCGUCGCGAGGCCCUUGCGCUCCGUCAAUCCCGAUCAGACCGAGUACUCGGGCAUGAUACGGACGAAGAUCGAGAAUUCCGAUGGGGGUAAGAUGGCCGAUGGGGGUAAGAUGGCUGAUGGGGGUAAGAUGGCGGAGUACGAAUUCGGGAUCAUGGGCUUGGUGAACAAGCGGGAGUUGCUGCAGGUGGGGGACCAGGUGCAGUUCCAGGUGGACGCUACGGGUAGGGCGGCUAAUAUAGUGGCGGUGAGGAAGAAGUUGAGGGCCACCGUCGAUGCUAUAAAGGGGCAUUUUGGAUUUUUGGCCUAUGAGGUGGAGGAGGGCAAGAAGCUGUUCUUCCACAUGACGGAAGUGAAGGACAACGUCGGUCUGCAGGUGGGCGACACUGUCGAAUUCGUGCUCGUCACGAAUCACAGAAGCGGCAAGUCUUCUGCCUGUAACGUCGUCAAAGUCAGUGAUGUACAAGCGAGACCGGAAAGACUAAUCAGUAGACUGCGCACGAUAUCGGUGGACGAUGUCGGACCCAAGUUGACGGUGACGCGUCAGCCGAAGGGCCCCGACGGCUCCAAGGGUUUUGCGCCGGAGUUGCGAUUGUCGCGCAUCCCCGGCACCCUACCGGAAUAAACCGAAACCGGAACAUGCGAAAGAAAAAACAUACAAAACAUAAUAGUCGUGUCCUUGUUUGUGACGAUGAAAACGUUUCUCUCGGACUCGGAAUUUCGAAUUUUAGGCUGAUGAGACGGAAACGUGCAUUCGGUAAUAUGCCACCAAAUUUUCAAGGGAUUGUCCCUAUAGGUCGCGUGCACGGUAACCGACCCUGUAGGUAAAACAUUGAAACACAACCUCACUUUUCUGCAAAACAUUGAAACACAAUACACAACCUUGCUUUUCUUAUUUGUUUGAAUCAAAGUUUUAGCCAUACGAAUCGUGUUUUUUGGGCAAUUCAUUAAUUCAAGCAUGCCAUCACAUUGUGCUGUUGUACAAUGCACAAAAAAUGAAGCGAGAGACGAAGGAAUAUGAUUUUUCAGUUAAAAAUACUGAUCUCACAUAGUUUUCAUUAUGCAAUUAUAAUUCCUUCUGCCACUUCUGCAAUGGAAGCUAAUACUGCUAACAGAGUGAAAAUGUCUACAACACGUACAGGAUCAUAUGUCGUCAGCAUGACAGACCAGUCUCCCGUUUGAUUGCAUGAAUCCAUCUUCUUGCCUUCGUUUAGAAACUUCAGUAUUUGUAUCAGCUCCUAUUGCAGAAGGAACUCCAAUGAGAAAUGGAACAAUGUCAAUAUACAAACUAUAUGUGAGUGACUAGAUCACAAUGUACCUACCUGAAAAAUCUGAUUUCUUCGUCUCUCGCUGCAUUUUCUGUGCAUUGUACAACAGCACAAUGAGAUUGCAUGCUUGAAUUAAUGAAUAGCCCAAAAAUACGAUUCGUAUGCCAAAACAUUGUGAAAAACUAUUUCAAUCCUUUGUAAACAAUAAAGAAAAGUGAGGUUAUGUUUCAAUGUUUUACCGCCAGGGUCGGUCAUCUGACAGAUCUUGCACGCAAUCCAUUCGGAAGGUAGGGGAUCACACCUUCAGUAAAGCAAAUCUCGUCGAAACAGUUCCAACACUCAAUCAAGUAGAUCUCAUUUAUUCCCUGUAUGCUGUAUGAACCAAAGCUCAAGGUCUGGGUUUCAUUAUUUAGGGUGUUGCGAAAUUGGACUUACAUCGCUUCAAAGGUGAUAGACCUCGGAUGAUGAUUAUAAGGUUCUCUAUUGGUUUGUUUUAGAGAUACAGGGUGUUGGGAGUUGAAUAAUUAAAAUCGUUGACACACUGUAUCUCGUGAACUGAACAUUUGACCCUAUGUUCCUACCUUAGUCAUAAACAAAUUACGACCUGUCAAGCAUUGUCUGUCAAAUUUCGCAACACCUUGUAUAUAGCCAACGCCAUGGUGGGUUGCUGGCAUUUCAAGAAGGCGGGAAACGUUUUAUAUAUCUUUAUUCGACUCUAUAGAGGCUUGUUUGUUUGCACAACCUGCCAAACUUGAUUGUUUUUCUGUUUACAUCAUAACAGAGAUAACCUUUAAAAAAACAACUUAAGCAGAAGUUGGGCUACACAAAUGAACAAAUCCUAUAAAUUGAAGGAAAUAUCAUUGAUAUUUUUUUUUUGUCAAGAUGGAUACCUUGCAGGUACUGAUAUUUUUGUGAUGCAUUGCUAACACUCUAACUUGGAUCCAGAGAACAUGAAUAACAUGUUGAAAAUGUCCAUUUUGUACAUAUUUUCAUGAUCCACAGCUUCCUAAUAUAACAAACCAGGUUCGACUAUAAUAAUUAUCUCAUGUCCUAUUUUCCACCUUUUUCUAUAUGAUUAAUCAAUUUGUUCUACAAUUGAUUUCUUAACAAGUCCAAAAAGUCGAAAAAAUUCGAAGCUGCAUGACCCUGAUUGUGAAACUGCCCUUAAAAUAUAAAGUAAAGGCAGUGUGCUCUUUAUACAUUGAAGGGGGUUGUUUAGAAACAUUUGUCAUGUUUGUAUAUCUGAUUAUGACAUUUGUGACUAUCAAUGACGUCAUGCGUUCCUCAUGCGGUGAAUACUGAGCCAUUUGAUUGAUGAAAUUGAUUCAUUUGGUUUCAUCCGUUUCAACUUUGCUACCUCUACAAUGGUGAGAAUGAUCUGGUUAUUAUGGUUGGUGAAACAUUCAGCUUUUGCAAUGCAAAUUCCUGUAGGUUUCAAUUCUGCAACCGUAUUAUUGGUUAGAUUGAUUAUGGCUCAUCCAGUAGUCUUUAAAGUACGAUUUUAUGCAGGCCAAGAACAUUGCCGAUUUCGAAUCGAUAUAUCCAAGAAUAUACAGGGUGGGUCACGGUAGAUGGCACCUUAGACGUUUACGGAGAACGGGACAUAAGAUCAUUCUGAAAAUUUGGUUACUCAUGUAAUUGUUCUUGAUCUAUCGAUCUAAAAUAUUUUCAGCUCUGCGGCGUUGCCGCUUCUAUCGAAAAGUAGCAACAACUUUGUUAUUUUGAAUGGAACACCCUGUAUUUUAUUGCAUCUUCAGAUUCUCUCUGAAUAGCUGAUUUCAUCGAUGUAUCACACUUGAGGUCUAGCGGAAAUGAUUACAGAGAUAUAGGGUGUGAAAAAUCGACAUUUUUCAACUUAAGGAAUUUUUUUGUCGAAACUAUUCAUUAUUG
Molecule: messenger RNA, 6283 nt
Organism: Phaedon cochleariae (mustard beetle)
Lineage: Eukaryota; Metazoa; Arthropoda; Insecta; Coleoptera; Chrysomelidae
Source: the annotation of a GenBank genome assembly